CACUGAGCGACGCGCCGCCGCGGCUUCCGGCCAGCUCAGCUCGUCAGUGUUGUCAGUAGGAGUGAUCUCAGCCUACAGCCUCGGCCGGCUCGGUUCGGAUUGCUGCCGCUCGCGCGAAACCAGCUUAGUCGAAGAUGGUUCUGCUGACGAUGAUUGCCCGAGUGGCUGACGGCCUUCCGCUGGCCGCGUCCAUGCAAGAAGACGAGCAGGGAAGUGAAAAGUCAGGCCGUGACCUCCAGCAGUACCAAAGCCAGGCCAAGCAGCUGUUCCGCAAACUCAAUGAACAGAGCCCCACUCGAUGCACACUGGAGGCUGGGUCCAUGGCCUUCCACUAUGUGAUUGAGAAGGGCGUGUGUUACCUGGUGCUGUGUGAGGCUGGGUUCCCCAAGAAGCUGGCGUUCGCCUAUCUGGAGGACCUGCAGGCUGAGUUUGAUGAGCAGCAUGGCAAGAAGGUGCCCACCGUGUCCCGGCCGUACUUCUUCAUCGAAUUCGACACAUAUAUCCAGAAGACGAAGAAGUCGUACAUUGACAGCCGUGCACGCAGGAACCUGGGCAACAUCAACACGGAGCUACAGGAUGUGCAGAGGAUCAUGGUGGCCAAUAUUGAGGAGGUGCUGCAGAGGGGCGAGGCUCUCUCAGCCCUGGACUCCAAGGCCAGCAACCUCUCCAGCCUGUCCAAGAAGUACCGCAGCGACGCCAAGUACCUGAACACGCGCUCCACCUACGCCAAGCUGGCCGCCGGCGCCGUCUUCUUCAUCAUGCUGAUCGUCUACGUGCGCUUCUGGUGGCUGUGAGCCCGCAGGAGGAGGGCGCUGCACUCACCACCGCAGAACACAUCGCAAGCGGCAGACCCCCCCCGUUCACAAGAGACUUUAACGCGCUCUCCAUGUAGAAAUCUGUAUGUAAUUAUUAUUGCGGUUCCUGUUUGAUUUUUAUUAACCGUCAAACAUCCGUUCCUCUGUCUGGUUGUGUGUCGAGUGUGUCUUGGUUGGGCGUAUGUGUCUGGGGGGGGGGAGGGGGUUCCUAAUGCCCGUGCUGACCUGCGCCUCAUGUCCCAGAUGCCCAUGCUGUACAGCGUUCAUGCAGUAGCUCACCGACGGUCAUGGAGCAGAACACCUUUAAUCCACAGAACCGGAAGCAGUGCACCCCAUCUCCGGGUUACUGUCGGGCUGUCCUGCGUUUCUCUGUACCUAAUCCCCCCAUCACAUGAGGAUUGGAGGAUGGGGUUGUUCUCAAUCUGUCUUAAUUCUUUUCCCGCUGCCUGUUCCUCCUGCAGAUGACCAUAAGCAGCACAGAUGAUGGGCACUCAGCGUGAGGCUGGGAUGUUCACCUUUAGCAGGAGGCCAUUAUGGAGGAAGAGUCUGUCCUUGUUUCCCUUCACACAGGGUCUGCAGUCUGACAGCAGUAGCUUCACCCUUCUCUCUGGUCUUUUUUACAUUUAAUCUGGUUUUUGAACCAGGAAAAGAACCUGCUUCAUAGAAAAUACAACUUGGCUGUGUGACUUUAUAGGUCUAUUCAGCUGCCCAGGCAGACUGGGAUAAAUCCGUCCUUCUUCAGUGUCUGGGUAGGGGAAAUACAAUUAUAUAAGAAUUACCUAGUAGACCACGCAGGUACCGUAAUUCUCACAAGGCUGGGAAUUUACGUGGUAUUCAUGAACUAUAUAAGGUCAUAAUCUGUUGCCAGUUGAAUCGCAGCAUGCACCAACCUUAUUUUUUGAAAAAAGCAUUUUGAAAAGACAUGAAAUUGCUAACAAAAUCAUAAACUGGAAUUAAUAAUGAUUGAUAACAAGUGUUGCUUGCGAGAACUGCAGCCUAUGAAUGAAGUCUCCUGCAAUGCCAGGCUGAAUCGGUCUCCCUCACCAGGGCCAGACCUACACUGUGUUGAGGGGGAAUAAAGAGAUUUUCACCUGC
Messenger RNA from Lepisosteus oculatus (spotted gar), 1910 nucleotides. Lineage: Eukaryota; Metazoa; Chordata; Actinopteri; Semionotiformes; Lepisosteidae. The record is from RefSeq and is a predicted model, not a curated record.